Messenger RNA from Iphiclides podalirius (scarce swallowtail), 2175 nucleotides. The record is from the annotation of a GenBank genome assembly. Lineage: Eukaryota; Metazoa; Arthropoda; Insecta; Lepidoptera; Papilionidae.
AUGUUGGGUAUAUCAGUCGGCUUCGAUGGACUUUUAGUAGUUGCUUACCUGCGAGCCAGCCUCGUCAAGAUGAUGGUGGAGACUAUCCUAGAGUCCUCUCAGGACUUUGGCAUGUCGAACGGCUCCCUGCCGCAAUGGAAGCGCGAGCUGCUGCAGCGGCGCGCGUCGCGGCCUCGGCCGGGCCCGCCCCCCGCGCCGCCCGCGCCCCCGCCGCCCCCGCCGCCCGCCGACGACGAGGAGCUGCGCUACGGGCCCGGCAUCGUGAAGCGCCUCAAGUCGCGCUACCUCUCGAGGCGGCGCCGCGGCCCCGCGCGCCCCGCCUCGCUGGGCGCCGCGCACCGCGCGCUCGCCGCGCCCGCCCGCGCCCGCGCGCCGCGACUCCGUCAAGCGCGCGCGCUCCGUGGACGCGCUCAGCCGCCUCGACGAGCCGGACGCGGCGCCGCGCGCGCGCGCCCGCCCCGCCGCCCCCGCGCCGCUGCUGCGCGACGCCGAGCGGCCGCCGCCCGACGUGGUGCGCGCCGCGCUGCGCAAGUUCGAGGCGGCGGCGCCGGCGCGCCGCGCCGCGCCCGCCGCCCGCGUGUGCGCCGUGCUUUGCGCGGCCUCGAGGGCGGCCCGCGCUGCUCCACGCCCGAGCCGCGCGCGCGCUCGCCCAGCCCCGCCGCCGCCGACCUGUCGGCCAUCGACGAGCCCGAGGGCGGCACCAUCUCCGCGCCCUCCGCGCCCUGCGCCAGGCCGGUGUCGCGCGCCGCGCUCGAGGGCAUCGCGCGCGCCGGCUCCUCCGUGCGCUACGCGUUCGAGGCGCCGAGGAGCGGCUCGCACCUGCCCGCCGUGGCCGCCGCCAACCCGGUGCUGCUGGGCCGCGCCCGCCUCUGGAGCGCGCCGCGCCGCGUCGGCGUCAUUCGGCCGAUGCCGCCCGCGCCGCCCCCCGACUGCCCCGCGCCCUCCCCGCCCGACGACUGCGCCGAGAAACCCGCCGAGGAUUCGCGAGGCGACUCGCCGCCGCCGCCGCCCCCGCCGGAGUCGGAGCCGCCGCGGCCCGAUAAGCGGGAGCCGCCCUCGGCGGUCGUGGAGCCGAUGCCGCGCGCCCCCUCGCCCCGCGAGCGCACCCCCGAGCCCGCGGAGCCGAAGCCCGAGGCGCCCCCGAAGGCGACGCUCGACGGGCACCCGGAGCCGAGGGCGCGCGCCGCCGCAUCGCGCAUCGGCGCGGCGGGCAUCGAGCGCGCCUGGACCGGCGCCGGCCCGAGGAGGGGCGCGGAGCCGGCGGCGGGGGCGGGGACGGGGGCGAAGGGCGAGCCGGAGCCCGCGAAGACGGUGCCCUGGACGAGGAAGCCGCGCCCCCCGGCGCCCGCCGCCACCUCGGUGGUUUUCAACUUCUCCAACCGCAAGGAGGUGCCCGACUACAUCGAGAACGACGGCAUCAUUCUGCGCACCAGCCGAAGGAACAGGAUCAAGGGGGGCGAGCCGGGCGUGGUGGUGCUCCGGCCGGAGGCGGCGGCGCGCGACUCGGGCUCCGAGUCGGACGGGGAGCCCGAGCGGGCGCCCUCGCCCUGCGCCGUGCGCUUCGUCAACGACAACGUGCUCAUCAACGGCCGCUCCUCCAUGUGCGCGCGCCCGGACCGACAGCGCAUCGCCAAGUUAAAGCUGCAAUUCGACGAUUCGCUGACGCGCACCUUCGAGUACCCAUCGGAGACGUCGAUGUGCGAGGAGUCGCCGGCGGGCGACGCCUCCGCCCCUGCCUCCGCUCCCGCCCCCCCCGCCCCCGCCACAGCGCCCGCUUCCGCUUCCGCGCCCGCCUCCGCGCCCGCCUCCGCCACGCUCGCCGCCAACACGCACCUGGUGGCCCCCUGCGGCGCGGCGGCUCGCUGCGGCUGCGCUCGCGGCGCCCCGCAGGGGCCUUCGUGUGAGCGGGACGCCGGCGCUAGAUGUCGGGCUCCCUGGGGCGGUACACGCCGAGCAAGACGCACGCCGACGCCUUCCAGCUCGGCCUCACGCGGCCGCACGCAGAAGCGGAGGCGGCGGCGGAGGAGCGGGCGGGCGGAGGCGGAGGCGGAGGCGGAUGCGGAGGCGGCAGCGGAAGCGGGGGCGGAGGCGGGCGACGCGAGGCCGUGCGCCGCCGACGCCGCGCGCUCGUGGAGCGACGCGCGCGCCCUCUCCAGCUCCACCGACCUGCUCUUC